Molecule: messenger RNA, 1083 nt
Organism: Penicillium brevicompactum
Lineage: Eukaryota; Fungi; Ascomycota; Eurotiomycetes; Eurotiales; Aspergillaceae
Product: GTPase GPN2
Exons: 3
Coding region: 1-1083 (360 amino acids)
Cellular component (GO): cytoplasm
Molecular function (GO): GTPase activity
Source: RefSeq, a predicted model, not a curated record
AUGCCUUUCGCACAGCUGGUUAUUGGUCCCCCGGGUGCCGGGAAAUCGACAUAUUGCAAUGGCAUGCACCAGUUCCUGGGAGCAAUCGGCCGACAAUGCUCUAUCGUCAAUCUGGACCCCGCCAACGACAAAACCUCAUAUCCAUGUGCGCUGGACGUGCGUGACUUGGUGAAGCUGGAGGAGAUCAUGGAAGAGGAUAAGCUCGGUCCCAACGGGGGUGUUCUGUAUGCCCUCGAGGAGCUUGAGCAGAACUUUGACUGGUUGGAAGAUGGACUGAAGGAGCUCGGAGAGGACUACAUUCUAUUCGACUGCCCUGGGCAGGUCGAGCUCUUCACACAUCACUCAUCAUUACGAAACAUCUUCUUUAAAAUCCAGAAAAUGGGCAUACGGUUGAUUGUCGUUCACCUCGUCGAUUCAUACACACUUACCCUCCCAUCAAUGUACAUCUCCGCCCUCCUCCUCUCACUCCGCGCCAUGCUCCAACUCGAUCUCCCACACCUGAACGUCCUCACGAAAAUCGAUAACCUCGCCAACUACGCCCCCCUUCCUUUCAACCUUGAUUAUUACACAGAAGUACAGGAUCUGUCAUAUCUGCUUCCAGAACUAGAAAACGAAUCGACGCGACUAUCGCACCAAAAGUUUGGUGCCCUCAAUAAAACCAUCAUCGACCUGGUCGAGGAGUUUGGGCUCGUUGGCUUCGAAACGCUGGCCGUCGAAGACAAGAAGAGCAUGAUGAGUCUCCUGCGCGCUAUUGACCGCGCAUCGGGGUAUGCCUUUGGACCUGCUGAAGGUGCCAAUGAUACUGUUUGGCAAGUGGCCGUCCGCGAGGGAAUGGGUACUACCGAUGUCCGCGAUGUGCAAGAGCGCUGGCUGGAUGCAAAAGACGAGUACGAUGAGCUAGAGGAAGAAGAGCUGGAAGAAGAGGUCCGUCUACGCAAAGCAGCAGCCGAAGUCGAGACCAAGGGUGCAGCCGGGAGUGACGACGAGAUGGACGACGAUGACGGACAUGCCUAUGACGAGGAGGUAGAAAAGUGGAAGCAGAAUAUGCCGGACAGUGGCGUCCGGGUACAGCGCAAGGCCUAA